AGUUCCACACACGUGUGUCAGUUGUCAAAAAACCAAAACAAAAGUUUUGUGGGGCAGGUUUUCAAUAAAUUUAGCCGUAAAAACUUUAUUAGCUUUAUUUUUUAAUAAAUUGGUCAUUGAACGAAAAAUAAAAUGAGUGACAGUGAAAAUGAGAGUAUUCAGGAUCUGCUCGAAUGUGCUGAAGAAUACGAAAAUUUGAUGCGUGAGAAAUUGAAGGCGGAAAGCACAAGCAACGAAAUUAAAUAUUCUGCACCAACGAGCAAUAAAAAACCUGCCAACGAUGACACCCAGGAAUUGCCCAUGGAAAAGGUCAUAUUCGGUGAUCGAAAAGGCUUGCUGGAGAAUUUCGCUGCAGCCGUUGAUGAUGCCCAAAAAUUCAAUAAAAAGGAAGUGGCAAGCGGAGAUGAAGAGGACGACACAAAAGAUAGUAGAAAGCGAAAACCCGCCUGGAUCGAUGAGGAUGACACAGAUAUAACAUUAGGGGAAGUGAAACGUCCUACACGUUUCUCUGGUCCGCAGGAUCAUUUGCGUAAAGAUAAAUCGUACAAGGAAUACCUGACUGCACGUUAUGUGCGAACAGUACCACAACCAAAAUGGGCAGAGCUAGACAACAAAACAGUGUCGGAGGAUGCAGAGGACGAGGCACUGCUGCAGACUGUUGGUUUUGUGGCUAAACCAGACACGAACACUUUAAGACAAACGCAUAUAGAUAUCAAACGUUUGAAAGAUUUAAAUCGCGCAUCAUAUGCCGAAGGUUCUAUUACCAGUAUACAAUUUAUACCAAAAAGCACAGCGACAUUGGUGGCAGGUACAUCGGGUAUAGCAACCAUAUACAGCAUUGAUGGUGUGAAAAAUGAAAAGCUACACAGCAUACGUUUUGAGAAUUUCCCCAUAAUGUGUGCGCGUUUGAAACCUUGUGGCACGAAGGCUAUUUUUGGUUCUACAAAGCGACAUUAUUACGUUUACGAUCUUUUGACAGCGCAGGAAACGCGUUAUAAACUGCCCGAGGAUGUUACGACGCUGCGCAAUUUUAGAAUAUCUCCUUGCGGACGUUACAUGGCCGUCGCUGGUCGUUUCGGCAACAUGCAUCUAUUCGAUGCCAAAUCUCAGGAACUUAUACACACAUUCAAACAAAAUGACGGUGUUGCUUCCAUAUGCUUUACCGCCGAUUCUAAAAAUAUCAUUUGUAAUUCGUUGUCUUCCAAGAUCAACAUAUUCUCAUUGACAAAGCAACGUUUGGCGCAUAGCCUCAUUGACGACGGCUGUUUGAAUGGCAAUGCAAUGGAUUUAUCGUUGGACCAACGCCUCCUAGCGACUGGUAGCAGGGAGGGUGUGGUUAACGUUUAUGACUUCCAAAAACUUCAACUAACUGCCACACCGAAGCCAGAGAAGACGUUUCUCAAUUUACGUACAAGCAUUUCAGAUGUGAAGUUCAAUCACACUGCUGAAGUUUUGGCUAUGAGCUCCGUGGAAGUGGCGUCCGCGGUUAAGUUGGCACACUUCCCUAGCGCUACAGUUUUUGCCAAUUUCCCCAGAAAGGAUGAUAUUGGCAAAAUUCGUGUUGUGGAAUUUUCACCUAACAGCGCAUAUUUGGCGUUGGGCAGCACAAACAAACAGGCGACUUUGAUGCGGCUGAAACAUUACAAAUAUUACUAAGUUCAUUGUUUGAUUUAUUUGUAAUUUUUACAGAAAUUAAAUAAAAUAACGUAUUUUAUAGAAAAAUGUA
Zeugodacus cucurbitae (melon fly) is the source of this 1726-nucleotide messenger RNA. RefSeq names its product U3 small nucleolar RNA-associated protein 18 homolog (gene wcd). Gene Ontology annotation, molecular function: protein binding. Bases 133 to 1656 code for a protein of 507 amino acids. Gene Ontology annotation, biological process: rRNA processing. Gene Ontology annotation, cellular component: small-subunit processome; Pwp2p-containing subcomplex of 90S preribosome. The transcript is spliced from 2 exons. The record is from RefSeq and is a predicted model, not a curated record. NCBI's taxonomy places the organism in Eukaryota, Metazoa, Arthropoda, Insecta, Diptera, Tephritidae.